Messenger RNA from Sapajus apella (tufted capuchin), 2179 nucleotides. RefSeq names its product neuronal regeneration related protein (gene NREP). Gene Ontology annotation, cellular component: nucleus; cytoplasm. Gene Ontology annotation, biological process: regulation of neuron differentiation; regulation of transforming growth factor beta receptor signaling pathway; axon regeneration. Lineage: Eukaryota; Metazoa; Chordata; Mammalia; Primates; Cebidae. Bases 363 to 569 code for a protein of 68 amino acids. The transcript has 5 exons. The record is from RefSeq and is a predicted model, not a curated record.
ACGCGCAGCCACAGGACCUCUGGGGCCGGCCUUCGGGGACGCUCCCCGCCCCGGGCUUCCCCACCAAAGGGAGCGGGGAGACUGCGGGGUCCGACCUGGGGCAGUGUGCAAAGGCAGGCAGUGCGGGCUCUUUGUGUGUCCUUGAGUGCGGCUCCGCGCCGCCGCGGGCACCAUUUUCUGCUUCGCCCAGGACAGGCACAUAAAAGGAAGGCGGCUGCCGCCCGUCGCCGUCCUCUUUCCCUCAGAUGCCCUCUCUGCAGGUGUAGAGAGGAGAGAGAGUGAACAGGGAGCGGGGCUUUUGUCUGUUGGUCUCCCUGGACUGAAGAGAGGGAGAAUAGAAGCCCAAGACUAAGAAUCUCAAAAUGGUUCAUUACCCAGAGCUGUUGGUCUGGGUCAAUCAAGAACCAUUUCCAAACAAGGAGAUGGAGGGAAGGCUUCCUAAGGGAAGACUUCCUGUCCCCAAGGAAGUGAAUUGGAAGAAGGAUGAUGAGACAAACGCUGCCUCCCUGCCUCCACUGGGCAGCAAUGAACUCCGCUCCCCAAGAAUCAGUUACCUCCACUUUUUUUAAUCGUAACACCUCCAUUUGUAUUACAUAUGGUGUAUGGGUAUUGAUGAGGUCAUGGUAUCAUAUAUGGGAUUUUUUUCUGUGUAAAUCAUCAAGUAUAAGAAGAAACAACUAUGGGACUCUGAGCCUUGCUUUAGAGAAUUUACAGUGGACAAAUAGGUAUCAUCAAACCAGUUUUUAAUCAUUCUGACUCAAGUGAAAACGCUCAGAAUUUCACACUGUGAAUCCACGUUUACAACCCUUACAGGUGGGCCUUCAGGCCUGGUUCGCUACAACAAUGUCUUCCACAACUCAAACUCCCACCGCGCUCACACAACUGGUCCACUCCUGCCUUUUCACUCACACAGCUCCCGACUGCUUCUUGCAGAGGCUGAGAGUCCCCCCCCCCUUUUUUUUUCAUUUAGAUGUAACAAACCUAGUAGUUUAUGUUCAUCAAUUGUCUGUAUAUCUCUAUAUUUUAUCCAUGUACUCUUUUGAUGUAUAGAAGUAGUUUGAAACUCAUUGUUUCCUUGUGGUAAGUGACCGAGAUGCUGCCACAGGACCUGAGACACUGAUGAAUGGUGCUAUUUUGGACUUUCAACAUGCUCCUUGGCGAGGUAGCUCUGAUGGAGUUAUUUUUUAUUUCCAUGUUCUAAGAAGGUGUUGGUACUCUGUUUCCCUGAAUGUUGUUCUCUAGACUGGAUUGACUUGUUUUCCUUGUGUCUUCAGUGUGGCUUUCUCCCUCAGUGUUGUAGGUUGAGCAAAUGCUACCAGAGUGUGAGAGACGAUGUCUCGUUGGCUGGCACUUACAGACAUGCAGUCACGGUAGCGGGAGCAAUCACAAAACUGUAAUUUACUUACCAAAUCUCUUCCUUUCCGUAGCCUCGCCUGCCUGACUUAAAGAAAAGCAAUAAUUUUACAGGCAUUUUGAGGUGUCUCUUUGGGUUCUUUCUGUUUGAAAGGAUAUUUGGGGAAACAAAGAACAAAACCUUUUUAAGUAAAUUCCCCUGAAAAAUCCAAAACACUGGCCUCUGAGUAGGAAUAUGAAAAUGACAUCCUCUCCAAAUACUAAAUUGGAAAACAAUGUCUUUCCAAAAUAAUUGCACUUUUUUAAAAGGCAGAGCACUCCUUUUUUGGUGAUUUUGAUAAGCAAGGUGUAGAUUUACAUUUUUGUCCUUGCUCCCAAUGAAAUGGAUAAACAAAAAUAAAAUACCAUCUACUCAUGGAAUGUUGUUGUGUUAGCCAGUCUGAAAGCCCACCUUAAUUUUUAUAUAACUGUCUUUUAGCUCUUCUUUUGACAGGGCAGGCCUUGUUCUGAACUGUUCCGCUUCUGACUGUUAAACACCGAUGACGCAUGCGCUGCACUUCGUUUUCUUCUCGCUCCCCCAUUGGCCUGAGUUUCUUGUGCAUUCCUCCUCUCCCUCCUUCAUUAGAAUAGGUAUAUCAGCUGUGUAAAUAGAGCAAGAAAACGGUAUUCUGCAUCUGUGGCAUUUAUGUAGAGUUGCAGUUGUGUACUGCUGAAAAUGCAGGCUUUUGUAACAAUGUGAUCUUUACUGAUGCACUCAUGACAAGUACCCAAUGUAUUUAGCUAUUUUAGUAGUAUUUGUUCAAUAAAUAUGCAAGCUGUAAGGUAA